This is a messenger RNA of Dermatophagoides farinae (American house dust mite), 5707 nucleotides long. Its product is annotated as chitin synthase chs-2. Gene Ontology annotation, biological process: chitin biosynthetic process. Gene Ontology annotation, molecular function: chitin synthase activity. The record is from RefSeq and is a predicted model, not a curated record. Gene Ontology annotation, cellular component: cell septum; cell periphery. NCBI's taxonomy places the organism in Eukaryota, Metazoa, Arthropoda, Arachnida, Sarcoptiformes, Pyroglyphidae.
UUUGAAGUAAUUCAAUAAAAAAAGAGGAUAAUAACAGGAUCCAGCUAAAAUUCCAUGCUUCAUAUAAUCGAUCGUUUGAUUGAUUUUAUCUCAAGAUGAUGAUCAAUCGAGGAUAUUUUUUUGCCGCAUUUGCCCAAAGUAUCGAUUUUUCUUUCGCUUGUUUUAUAUCUAAUAGUUGGUUUUUUUUGAAUCGAAGUUUGAUGAUUUUUUCUCCUAUUUCUGAUUCUUUUUUUUCGUCAUGUCAUAGCCCUGAGGGUCUGUUUAAUUAAAUCAAUUUCGAUUUUUUUUGUGGUGCAGGACAUCUUUUUUUGUGCUUUUGAUGAUUCAGUUUGACCAAUUUCUGAAAAGAUGCUUUUAUAAUCAUGGAACAUUCCAAAUUAUCACGAUUAAAUCAAUCAAAAAUGAAUAACAAUUUUAUUCUAAGAAGAAAAGAUUCCCCAAAUUCAAUUUCGGAUAAUGAUUCCGAUCCACAACAAUCUCCAUCACCAUCUAAUAAAUUUCGUCACCGUGAUUCUGUUUUUGUCAAUAAAAAUCAAAUUGAACAACGACGAAUUAGUAAAGGCGAAACUGAUGAUGAUGAAGAUGAUGAUGAUGAAUUGAAUCGAAACACUCAGUUUAAUAUGCAACGACAAUCUAGCAGUGGAUCACAGGUUCGAUUCAAACUAAAUGAAAAUGAUAUUUCUGAUAAUGAAAUCACAGUUCAGAAUAACAUACCUUUAAAGCGUAAACCUGAACCUAUUAUCAUCGAUGAUAAAAAUAGAAAUGAUCAAACAAUGGAAACGAAAUUAAAAUUACGGCCAACAUUAUCCUCAUCAUCGAAUCGUUUUUCACAAACGACACCAACAUCUGCCAAUAAACGAAUAAGUUUUGCACAAUUUGAUCAUGUUUUUAAAUUUGAUCAUCCAACAACAAGCACAUCAAAAAAUGAAGACAAAAAUCGAAAAGCGUCCAUAUAUGAUCAUAUGAAAAAAAUAAACAUUGAUAACCAAGAUGACGAUAGUAGUGAUGAAACCAAAACAUAUCCAUGGGAUUCAUUCAAAUCGAUUCCCACACAGGAUGAAGAUUCAAGUUCCAGUUCGAAUUGGGUGAAAUUUUUUCUAAAAUUAUUCAAAUUAUUAUCACAUGCAAUAAGUUUCUUAUUGGUAUUGGUUAUGGCAAUCAUAGCGAAAUUAUUUUUACAUUUGAUGGCAACAAUGACACGUGUGGAUAAAAGUAUACAAAUUUGUAAAAAAAAUCUUCUCGAUGAUAGUUAUGAUCAUUCAGCUCUUAUACCAUUGUAUACGCGUUUGGAAUUAAAAUCUGAUGAACGUAUCGCUUGGAUAUGGAUGCUAUUUUUCGUAUUAAUUUCUCCUGAUAUUAUACUUUUCUUUCGUAGUAUUCAUUCAUGUUUAUUUAAGAAUUAUUCACUUCCAGAUUUUUAUGCAACAUUAAUGAUAUUUUUAUCAAGUACUUCCGAAGUAAUUGGCAUUUCAUUAUUGGUUUAUGUAGUGUUGCCAUCAUUUGAUACAAUUGUUGGUUUGAUGAUUACAAAUUCAUUGUUUUUGAUUCCAUCAUUGUUUCAUUUCAUGAGAGCUAUUAAAAUGGACAAUCCUGAACAAAGACAAUCAAUUUCAAAUCGAAUAAUGAAAAUUCUAUAUCUAAUAGCAUUUAUAUUUCAAAUCAUGUCCAUAAUAGUAUGGCCAAUUUUAUUGUUAAUAAAAGAUUCUAAAUAUAAAUCAACAACAAUUGAAGACAAUGUUUUUGAUCCAAGACGUGAUGACAUACAUCUAUCAUGGAUCAUUCCUAUUGCAUGUAUUUUAAUAACGUUUGGUUAUUGGGAAAAUUUUCUUGGCAACAAUAAUCCUGACGAUGAUUCAUCAUCUAAAAUCCAGAAUCGAUUUAUACAAUCAUUAUAUCAGAUUAAAGAUAAUUCAAAACGAAGUAAAUUUGCUAUCUAUUUAUUUGUAUCAAUUUGGAAAUGUCUACUUCAUUUGGCCAUAAUGCUAGUAAUUCAAGGUUUGUUGGCCAUCCAUCAACCAAAGACGACAGAUGCAAAUGAUAAUGAUGUUGAUGAUGAUAGUAAUAUGAACCGAAUGGCCGAUAUGAUGAAUUUUAUGUUUACCAAUUUCACUCAAGCAUUUCGACAACAUCCGAUCACAUUGGUAGCUAAUGCCGGAUUCAAUUAUCGUCAUCCUACAAUCGAUUCUGAUCCAAUGUUGCCUAUCUGGAUUGGAUUGAUACAAAUUGCUGCAGCAUUUUUUUGCUAUCAAACAAUCAAUUUCGUUUGCAAAAUCUGUAUUCAACCAUUAGGAUUUGGAUUGCCAAUCACAAUGGCAAUGCCCUUAACUGUUUCAUUGACACAUUCGUUGGGCCAAAUUGCCAUCAAUGAUCGAUGCUGGCUGCCUGAUCAGUGGAACAUCUUUGAUUAUACAUUUUUCAAUGUCCCGUACGAUAUUUUUGAUCAUAAAUGUUGGAUAAAUUAUUUAUUCUAUGCCAUAUGGAUGAUGACUUUCAUAUCACAAAUAAUCAUAACCAAUCAUAUUUGGAUCUCAUCCAAAGAACGAUUAGCAUCAACAAAUCAGCUAUUUAUGUUGCCUUUAUAUUCAUCUGCCUUUAUCGAUCAAUCAUUAAUGUUGAAUCGCCGCCGCAAUUAUGACAACGAUAUUUGGUCAUCAUUAUUGAAUGAAAAUGAGGCUGAUUCAUCGAUGGAUGGCCGAAAAUCUCCAAUGCAAGAAUUUCAACGAAAAUCCUCCAAAGAGAAUGAUGACAAUGAUAUUCGUAUAUAUGCCUGUGCAACCGUAUGGCAUGAAACGGCUGAUGAAUUAUUGCAAAUGUUAAAAUCAAUCAUGCGAAUGGACAAGGAUCAAUGUUGCCGAUCACUGGCUGUCAAAUGUCUACAGGUUAAGAAACGUGAUGUCGAUUUUUAUCAAUUUGAAACACAUUUGCUCGUUGAUGAUGCUUUUAAAAAAGGCAAAUAUUACAAAAAGAAUGCAAACGAUUUGGACAUCAAUGAAUAUGUACAAACAUUGAUCGAUGUGUUGGAUGAAGCUGCACAAAAUGUUCAUCAACGUUAUAUUACGAUAAAGCCACCUAUCAUCCAUAUGACACCAUAUGGUGGCCGUAUUGAAUGGAUUUUGCCUGGUCGUACUAAAUUGAUAGCUCAUCUUAAAGAUAAAUCAAGAAUUAGACAUCGAAAACGAUGGUCUCAAGUGAUGUACAUGUAUUAUUUACUAGGAUAUAAAAUCUAUCAGCAAGAACCGGAUCGAAGAGAUGCAUUGAUGAAAAACACCUAUUUAUUGGCAUUGGAUGGCGACAUUAAUUUCCAACCGGAUGCGGUUUUACUAUUGGUCGAUUUGAUGCGAAAAAAUUCGAAAUUAGGUGCCGCUUGUGGACGUGUUCAUCCUGUUGGAGUAGGGCCAAUGGCCUGGUAUCAAAAAUUUGAAUAUGCCAUUUCUCAUUGGCUACAAAAAGCUACCGAACAUGUAUUUGGCUGUGUUCUUUGUAGUCCUGGAUGUUUUUCAUUGUUUCGUGCAUCGGCUUUAUCUGAUACGAACGUUAUGAAUCGUUAUACAACAAAACCGACGGAAGCCAUACAUUAUGUUCAAUAUGAUCAAGGUGAAGAUCGAUGGCUAUGCACAUUAUUAUUGCAACAAGGUUGGAAAGUCGAAUAUUCGGCUGCAUCCGAUUCGUUUACACAUUGUCCCGAAGGAUUCGAUGAAUUCUAUAUUCAAAGAAGACGUUGGGCGCCAUCUACCAUGGCCAAUAUCAUUGAUUUACUGAAAAGUUACAGAAAUACGGUUCGAGCGAAUGAUGAUAUCUCAUCGCUUUAUAUGCUUUAUCAGGCCGGUUUAAUGUUGGGCACAAUUUUAAGUCCUGGAACGAUAUUUCUUAUGUUGGUUGGAGCCGUCAAUAAUUCAUUCGGAUUAAAAAAUGAAAUAUCAUUCUACAUUAAUAUAGUUCCGGUUUUAAUUUUCGUUUUGGCUGGUUUUUUUACUGAUAAUAAGAAACAGAUUUUAGUCGCCCAAAUAUUUAGUACGUUUUACGUGAUGCUAAUGUUGGCGGUACUCGUGUCGACUGGCAUCGAAAUUUAUGACGAAUCAAUCUUCUCACCAUCUGUCAUUUUCUUUGUCGGCAUGUUGACUGUAUUUAUUAUAUCGGCAUUAAUUCAUCCACAGGAAUUCACUUGUUUGAUACCUGUCGUUAUAUACAUGUUGAUGAUACCCAGCAUGUAUUUAUUGUUGACAUUGUAUUCAAUUAUCAAUUUGAAUGUAGUCGUUUGGGGUACACGUGAAAAUCCACAGACAGUAGAAACUAAACAACCAGUUCAACCAACGCCAAAACAGUCAGAUAAUUUUCUCCAUGAUGUACGUCAAUAUUUUCGAAAUCGAUCACGAAAAUUGGAAGUAUUAAAUUGUGUAUGUUGUGGAUCAUCUCGCAAUGAUGAUGAACUUUCAUUGCUACAUGAGAUAAAAGAUUCAAUGCAUCAAGUCCGAUCUGAUAUGGACAAAAUGAAAACUCAAAAUUCUGUAGGUAGUAAUAUAAUUCGUCGAAUGAGCCUUUGGAAUAGGCGACGAUCAACGAUUGCCGAACCAACACCGGACCAAUUAGAAAAAGAUCCAUUAUUGGCAGAUGAUGCUCAAGACAUUAUAGAUGAGGACGUUCUACUGAAUAUCGCCAAUCAACCAAUCAGUGAUGAAGUGAAAGAGGCUGAAGAAAUCUCCAAUCUACGACGACCAAGAUGGAUACAUAAUAAACAUUUGAAAAAUGCCAACACUCAUCCAAUCGAUGAAGAGGAAGAAAAAUUCUGGACAUUAUUUAUUGAAAAAUAUCUAAAACCAUUAGACAAGAAUGAAGAACAUGAGAAAAAAGUAAAAUCUGAUUUGAUUAAUCUAAGAAACCAGGCAUUUUUUGCAUUGAGCAUUAUCAAUAUUAUAUUCGUUCUGUUUGUUUAUCUUAUGCAAUUGCAUAAAGAUAUUUUCAGCUUUGAAAUUACACUAUCACAAACGCAGAAUGGUACAAAAACGGUACUAAUCGAAGAUGAAGAACAUGAUAUUCCUAUUUAUGUUACAAAAAAGAUUGCCAUGGAUCCUGUUGGCUUUAUAUUGAUUCUAUUUUUCGGCGUAAUCAUCAUCAUUCAAUUUAUCGGAAUGUUGUUACAUCGAAUGGGAACGUUAACUCACCUGCUUGCAUUUACCGAUCUGAAUUUCUUUCAAGUUCGUGCCGAAGAUAUCAAAGAAAAACGACAAUUGGAUCAAAAUUCAUUGCAAUUAGUUCAAUCAAUCAUGAAUGAUACUGAAGAAUCCGACCAGGAUUAUGGUCAUUUUGAUAUGGAAGAAUUUUUCCUUCCCGCCAUGUUAAGAGUGAUGGAUCCAGAUACUGCAUACGAAAUGAUCAAAAAAAUGAAACCAAAUACGAAUGUUUCCAAGAAAAAAUUGGGUGCAGAAUUAUCAAGAAGAAGCUCAACAUUCGUCGGUCGUAGUACUUUCUAUACGAUGCCUGAAGAAAACGAUGAAAAUACUGAUGACAAUAGUUAUGAUAAACAACAUUUCAAAGAAAAUGUUUCCGAUUCUGAUUCGAUCGAUAUGUCUAUUUUUAGUCGCGGAUCAUCACCGAUUAGAAAAGAUGCACCCAUAUCAGUAGAAAGUGAUGAUUCCACAUAUCUUUGAGGCUUUUAUCAUUGUCCAAUUUAAUUUGUUUUUGCCAAUAAAUUUUAAAUGUUUAUUCCUUA